UCGGUGAUCCAUUAUUCAGACUCUUUGAGCCGUGCGUCCCUUGCGUAACCAGACCCGCUCAAUCGAGCGCGCAAUAUUUGAUAUCCGCCAUUGCUUGUGUUUAGUGUGACCGAGCGCAUUGAAAAGAUGUUUUUAUCUUCAACUCUGCGCUCUGCCGUGUCUUAUGCGGCGAGGCAGGUCCGCAGUUUGCACCAGACAUCGGCUCGAGCUGGAGCUGGAGGAAUCUUUGUGCACAGAGACACACCGGACAACAACCCAGAGACGCCAUUUGAAUUCAGCCUAGAGAACAUGAAGAGAGUUGAGGCCAUCAUUAAUAAUUACCCAGAGGGACACAAGGCAGCCGCCACUAUUCCUGUGCUGGAUGUGGCUCAGAGGCAGCACGGAUGGCUUCCUAUUUCAGCAAUGAACAGGGUGGCAGAGAUCCUGGGCAUUGCUCCAAUGAGGGUUUAUGAAGUAGCCACUUUCUACACCAUGUUCCUCCGUCAGCCGGUGGGAAAGCACCACAUCCAGAUCUGCACCACUACGCCCUGCAUGCUCUGCGACUCCGACAGCAUCCUGGAGGCCAUCCAGAGCAAACUGGGUGUCAAAGUCGGUGAGACCACGGCAGAUAAAUUAUUCACGCUAACAGAAGUCGAAUGUCUCGGGGCUUGUGUGAACGCACCAAUGGUCCAAAUCAACGAUAACUAUUAUGAGGAUCUUAAACCAUCAGACAUUGAGCAGAUUAUUGAUGAACUGAAGGCAGGCAGAGUUCCUCCUCCUGGACCCAGGAGUGGGCGUUUUUCAUGUGAACCUGCCGGAGGUUUAACCUCACUGACAGAACCUCCUCCCGGACCAGGCUUUGGUGUGAGACCUGACCUGUAAACAGACCUCCGUGAUCUUGAGUCCUUGUAAACAUCAGAGAUGUUGUAUAUGUAAAUAAAAUAUUAUCAUAAAUUAUACC
Molecule: messenger RNA, 940 nt
Organism: Sinocyclocheilus grahami
Lineage: Eukaryota; Metazoa; Chordata; Actinopteri; Cypriniformes; Cyprinidae
Product: NADH dehydrogenase [ubiquinone] flavoprotein 2, mitochondrial-like
Exons: 8
Coding region: 127-861 (244 amino acids)
Biological process (GO): mitochondrial electron transport, NADH to ubiquinone
Cellular component (GO): respiratory chain complex I
Molecular function (GO): NADH dehydrogenase activity
Source: RefSeq, a predicted model, not a curated record